Molecule: messenger RNA, 501 nt
Organism: Gregarina niphandrodes
Lineage: Eukaryota; Apicomplexa; Conoidasida; Eugregarinorida; Gregarinidae
Product: putative ATPase
Exons: 1
Biological process (GO): phospholipid translocation
Cellular component (GO): plasma membrane
Molecular function (GO): ATPase-coupled intramembrane lipid carrier activity
Source: RefSeq, a predicted model, not a curated record
AUGGCAUGUGGCUUCUGGUCUAGGUUAUGGCCUAGGAAGAAGCGAGGUGUGGAGGGGGAGGAGGAGCAGUUGCUGCCUGGUCCGGAGAAUACGAUAACGGUGCGUUCGGUGGUAUAUGAGGGUAGUCAUGCUCCGGUGUUGAAUCACAAUGCUCGUCGGGCUAAGGCGGAGGCGUCACCGGAGGAGACGAACCGUAUUCCGGAGAGCGUAGGUAACAGCAAGUGGGACGUGGGUGCCUGGAACAACCGUGUGAUGACAAGUCAGUACACCUGGUGGAACCUGGUUCCGUUGAACCUGUUACAGCAAGCCGUGGUUCCGGCCAACUUUUACUUUAUCGUGAUGAGUAUCAUGCAGCUCAUCCCGACCAUCUCCGACUCUGGGGGUGUACCAACAUACCUAGUGCCGCUGGCCUUUGUGAUGGCCGUGACAAUGAUCAAAGACGCGUGGGAAGAUAUAAAACGGCACCGUCAAGACAAGGAACAAAACAACCGAGUUACAUGG